Fusarium vanettenii 77-13-4 is the source of this 2721-nucleotide messenger RNA. RefSeq lists its product as uncharacterized. The transcript has 4 exons. Gene Ontology annotation, molecular function: structural constituent of nuclear pore. Gene Ontology annotation, biological process: mRNA export from nucleus; protein import into nucleus; regulation of DNA-templated transcription. The record is from RefSeq and is a predicted model, not a curated record. The coding region runs from base 1 to 2721 and encodes 906 amino acids. Lineage: Eukaryota; Fungi; Ascomycota; Sordariomycetes; Hypocreales; Nectriaceae. Gene Ontology annotation, cellular component: nuclear pore outer ring; nuclear pore.
AUGGACGCACCAGAGGUCGAGAGAAUCCUAUCCUACGAGGCUGGGCCCGAAGUUGAAGAGUUCGCCAACGCCCUGGACGACUGCCUCGCUCCUCCUCUUGAACCCGCGGACAGACGAGAACGAAUCCUUGACCUCCCACGAAGAUACUACGAGAGUGCUCUGCGGCGACUGGCACAAGUACGGCCGCGCAUGGUGCGCGAUGGCGCCCAGGACGAUGUUGACAUGGACGGGGAUGAAGUCGAUGCUGCCACCAGCAAUCCCGCCUCAGCAGAGCUGAUCAAGCGCCUCGAACGGGAGGCACAGACCUGGGACCUUUUGCGCCGGCUGCUUCCGCUGAGAUAUUCAAGUUCUGAUGCGAAUCAGAUGGAUUUCGAUCAGAGCACCAAGACCCCACGAAAGGACCUACUCCGUGACUUUUUGGCUACAGAUCCAUCAGCGCGAGAACGACAGGCAGUUAUACAAUGGCUUCAGACAAACGCCGCUUCUGGUCCUGAUAUCGAUGAGCUUGCUCGCGAACUUCAACAGAACGCCGAUAGAGGUGAUAUCAUCGCUCACGGCUGGCUUCAUACACGAUCUUCCAUCAAGCUCAGAAAAAGCGUCACUGCCUGGCCGCAUCUGCUCGACCGUCAGUCACCAGCCGUUGCGACAUCAUUUCUCAAUGCUGAUGGCUCACCCCUCGUCACCCAGCUUGAUCCCGAUGCUGCGACUCGCCAGGGACGGAAGCUUGAGCCUCAGGAUGAAUACUUUGAGCGUGCCAUCUGGCUCGGCUGCUUCGAGCACCUCCGCCGUGGAUCUAACCUGGAGACUAUUCGCGAGUGGUGUCAGGAAAGGACAGAGAUGUGGCGGGCUAUCUCUACCUCUGCCGUCCUCCUGUCUACCGAUGAUAACCAGCAGCUACCUAUUACCAACCCAGCAUCCUUAGCUCUGUGGCGACGCAUGUGCUUCAGCUUGGCUCGAUCAGGCGGCUGUGACGACUAUGAGCGUGCAGUUUAUGGUGUUCUUUCUGGAGACAUUGCCAGCGUGGAAAAGGUGGCACUCACUUGGGACGAUUUCCUCUUUGCCAACUACAACGCCUUGUUACGCACCCAGUUGGAUACCUAUGUGCUUGGCCUAUGCCCAGCGAGCGUGGCUGCAGGAAUGACACAGUCAUUCCCUUCGUUUGAUGCUGUUCAGUACCACGGUGAUCCGGAAACCGUCGACAAGCGCCUCAUCCGCUCUCUCGAGACCAACCCACAGAUCCGUGACGAAGCACACGAACCCAGCAAAGCGCUUCAAGCAUCCCUGAUUUCGAAGGAGAUUGGGAACUAUCUGUAUGAGCAAGGACUGGUUAUCUCGGCCAGCGCAGACCACCACGAGUCGAAGCUUUACCGUUCAGAGCCCAAUGGCCUUGACCUGAACAAGGACAGGUUCUUUCACACAACCCAGCACUACGGACUGCGCAUCGUAGCGCACGUCUAUCUCCUCAUCACUCUGCUCGACAAGCUGAGCUCAAGGGAUGACUCUUUGGCUCCCCUGUCUUCACCCCCAGACUGUAGACGCUCCCAGGAAAACCUCAUCGCCGGUUAUGCCCAUUACUUGCGCCUGGCUCAGCUGCAAGAAUUAAUACCCCUUUACUGCUCGAUUCUCGAGGAGCCUCGGUCUUACGAGGUGCUCAGCUACAACCUCAUCCCCGAAAAAGACACUAAGCAGCGUCUGAUGCAGCUCCGGCUCAUCAAGAAGGCAGGCAUUGAUGUAUUCAAGUUUGUCAAGACGCAAGCAUGGCUCAUGUACGACGAUCUUGGCACACCCAAGAGCACGUUCCCUGCCAAGGAGUCUUUCAGCAUUAUUGCUCCUGGGCCGCCUACUUCGCGACGAGGCCGGCCUAUUAAGCCGGACUUUUUCGGCGAGGAUGAGACCCAGAUCGAGGCGACACACGAGAAUUUGAUUCGCUCCAUCGAAUGGCUUCUGCUCGUCCAAGAGACGUGGCCCAAUGUGUUUUCCAUGGGAACCAAGGUGUACAAGUACUUUUUGCGCAAUCUUCACCUCAAUGCUGCUCGCCAGUUGAUGAGGAGAGUAUCUUUUGCAGAUGUCCUGCAAGCCGCCACUGAAGAUGAUAGUGCGGAAGCAGGCUGGUUCGAGGACACCCCCGAGUUCUGGGCUAAGCAUCUGGACCGGAGAGGUAUUCUCGAUGUGACCCCUGAUCAAGUGGCCUCAGAUGCCCGAAAGUUUAGAGAACUGGAGGCUUUGGUACGAGCUCUUGAUAGCCUGGAGACGGUCGCUUCUUUCUCUGAGCUCACGAACGAGGAGAGUGUCAAGUCCCGUGAGUUCUGGGCUUCGAUUGGGGAGGAGGUCAAGAAUUCAAAGGAGAUGAUGCAGCCACUGCUCAACAACUGGCUCCUCGUGGGCAUCGAGGAAGGUGAUGAGGAGCUCCGCGACCUCCGCAAGGCCUAUCUCCCCGAGACGAUCCUGGCCUACAUCAGCUCGCUGCACUUUGCUGGCACCGGUUUGUCGCGAGACAACCUGCUGGAGUGUAUGGAGCUAGCUGCCAUCAUUGCGGAGCGCAGCUCUGAUCUGUCGAUAAGCUUCAUGGAUGCGGGCCGUAUGAAGGAACUAGUUGAGGCUUUCGCGGCGGUCAGCAAGGCCCUGGCCAUCAGCACCGGAGAGAAGAGGGCGACUGGCGCGAGCAGCAAGAAGCUUCGCGAGAUGGGAUGGUCACGGGAUCUGUGGUCGGUGAAGCAUUGA